Messenger RNA from Aureobasidium melanogenum CBS 110374, 924 nucleotides. RefSeq lists its product as uncharacterized. The record is from RefSeq and is a predicted model, not a curated record. NCBI's taxonomy places the organism in Eukaryota, Fungi, Ascomycota, Dothideomycetes, Dothideales, Saccotheciaceae. The coding region runs from base 1 to 924 and encodes 307 amino acids. The transcript has 3 exons.
AUGGAUGGGCUUACGAAGAUCAAUCAGCGUCCCCCAAACGACGGAGGCUGUGGACUCACUCACAAGCCACAGAUAUUCCGGGUCAAAUACUUCUGGGGCCUCGAAAGGAAAGACAAAACCUUGCUUGUAGCGCCUUGUUCUGGUCGAGCCAUCGAUUCUUGCGCGAAAAAUGGGGUCCACAUAAAGCAUGACAUAAUCUUGGUUGCUGGAGGCGCGUUCGUCAGGUUGACAGCGAGACUCGUUGCCGUCAGAGAGGAUACUGAACAGCUCUUUGCACCGAUAUCUCACGUGUUCCAUGUAUCAGAAGUGAACAUUUACAGACUCCCGGGCACCUCACAAAUCAAUCUGGAUACUAGCCUGCCCACACCAUGCGACAAGGAUGGGAUACGAGUCUUAUUACCUGCGUCGGUCUUUGACCCAGACUUGCUGACCACCUGGCACAACCAGAAGAUUCAUAAACAAGUUUUACUUGACGGAACCAUCGAAAAAAGGUUAAUCCAAGGACCGCCACCCCUUGAGAGCGAUAUGCCUAUCUAUCAGUUCAAAUGUUUCUGCAACGGGACCAGCCCUCUGACGAUGAAGCACAACAGCAAAGAGCCCAAAUACGUUCAUCUCGAGUACCUUCUUGAGGGGUACAAUAUCACCAUGGGAUAUCUUGUUGUGGCUGACAAAGGGAGAACGGCACUUAUCAAGGGGAGACCGGAGAGCCUUGACGAGAUUGUAUCGACAUUCACUGCUCAACCAUGGUCAACUGCUGACCGAAGACCCCUCAACUACUUCACAAUCAUGAUCGACUCCAUCGAGUGGUUCGACGUCGAGACAAACUUCAUCAGAGAUGAGCGUUGGGCCUCGAACGGACUAUGUCCAGAAAUGGCAGUAAGGAGAUCGCGAUUUUGGGACUCGAUGAAGAGUGAAUGGAGAUGA